Hordeum vulgare subsp. vulgare (domesticated barley) is the source of this 638-nucleotide messenger RNA. RefSeq names its product NK1 transcription factor-related protein 1-like. Lineage: Eukaryota; Viridiplantae; Streptophyta; Magnoliopsida; Poales; Poaceae. The transcript is spliced from 2 exons. The record is from RefSeq and is a predicted model, not a curated record. Bases 1 to 603 code for a protein of 200 amino acids.
AUGAGGGUAUUUUCAUCAAGUAUUUCAGCCGCACCGCACCAUACAGCUGCUCCCGUCCAAACAUUUCCCCAAAUCCCCUCGAACCCUAGCCGCCAUGUCCCCCCUCGAACCCUAGCCACCCCUGCCUUCCCCUCGAGCGCGAGCAACGGCCGAUCCAGACACCGGCGGCGCAACGCGAGCAGCGGCCCAAUCGAUCCAGCCACUGGCGGCGCGUCCCCUCGAGCGCAAGCAGCGGCCGAUCCAGCCACCGGCGGUGCGUCCCCUCGAGCUCGAGUAGCGGCCGAUCCAGCCAUCGGCGACGUAACGCGAGCAGUGGGCCAUCGAUCCAACCACCGGCGGCGCGACGCGAGCAACAGCCCGAUCGAUCCAGCCACCGGCGACGCGACGCGAGCAACGGCCCAAUCGAUCCAGCCAUCGGCAGGGCGGCGCGAGCAACGGCUCGGUCAAUCCAGCCGCUUGCGUGGUGGGGCGAGCAACGGAUGGUCCAACCACCGAGGGGCGGCGCAAGCAGAUCUUCCUGCUGUCCACGAGCCUGCUUGCUUGGUUUUCGCCCUGAUCAUCCAUCCAUCCAUAGUUUCUAUCCAUACGCACCUCGUCCACUGACUGGAUGUCGUCGGCUGGGACGGUGGUGUUCUUCC